GGGCUGAAGAGUCUCGCGCGGACGCCGCGGGCUCCCCAGCUUCUGUCUGGGGAGUCAGGCGUGCGGAGGCGACUGAGGAGGCGGGAAGGCGGUAGUGGUUGAACGGGAAGGGGCGAUUGCUGAUUUGCUGGGAGGAAGUCCGAGGGAGUGGGCCGUCAUGGUGAUGGCGGCGAAGAAGGGCCCGGGGCCGGGUGGCGGGGUCGGCGGGGGAAAGACGGAGGCGGAGGCGGCUUCGGAGGUGUGGUGUCGCCGGGUGCGGGAGCUGGGCGGCUGCAGCCAGGCCGGGAACCGCCACUGCUUCGAGUGCGCCCAGCGCGGGGUCACCUACGUGGAUAUCACCGUGGGCAGCUUCGUCUGCACCACCUGCUCCGGCCUCCUGAGAGGCCUGAACCCCCCGCAUCGAGUCAAAUCCAUCUCCAUGACAACUUUCACUGAGCCUGAAGUAGUAUUCCUGCAAUCCCGUGGAAAUGAGGUUUGCAGGAAGAUUUGGCUGGGUCUUUUUGAUGCUCGGACAUCUUUAAUACCAGAUUCCAGGGAUCCUCAGAAAGUGAAGGAAUUUCUCCAGGAAAAAUAUGAGAAGAAGAGAUGGUAUGUCCCCCCAGAUCAAGUCAAGGGGCCCACUUACACCAAAGGCAGUGCCUCCACCUCUGUCCAGGGCUCCAUCCCGGAAGGGAAGCCUCUGCGUCCACUUCUGGGGGACCCUGUGUCAUCUCUUUCAGCUGAUGCCUCCACCUCUAGCCAGUCUGUUAGCCAGUCUCAGGCUCGGAUAUCUCAGCCCCGGAGCGCUCAGCCACCUCCCCACUCCUCGGCCAAGAAAGCCAGUACUGACCUGCUGGCUGACAUUGGUGGAGACCCCUUUGCUGCUCCCCAGACAGGACCAUCAUUUGCUGCAUUCCCAGCCUUUGGGGGCCAGACACCUUCCCAUGGGGGCUUUGCCAACUUCGAUGCCUUUGGCAGUAGCCCCAGCUCUUCUGCAUUUGGAAGCAUUCCUCUGGCUCGCCAAACCCCGUUUCAGGCCCAGCCAACAGCCACAGCCAGUGGGAUGCUAACUGGAAGUUACAGCUUUGGGAGCAGCCAGGUGACUCCAUUUGGUGCCUCCCCUCUUGCACCUGCCAGUCAGCCCCACAGCCUCACCGAUAUGGGCGGCCUCCUGGGACCUGGGGCAUCAGCUGGAAGCCUCCCUAGCAGCAUCUUUGGGAUGACCAGCCAGGUGCCCACACUCCAGUCGGCCACACCUGGCGGAGGUGGCGGCACAGGGCUUGCCUUUGGAGCGUUCACCAACCCUUUCACAGCACCUGCUGCUCACCCUCAGCUGCCUUCCACAAACCCAUUCCAGCCCAAUGGCUUGGCCACAGGACCUGGCUUUGGGAUGAGCAGUGCUGGACCUGGCUUCUCCCAGGCGGUGCCACCCACCGGGGCCUUUGCCAGCACCUUCCCACCACCAAUGUUCUCCCUGCAGACCUCGAUGACUCAGCAGCAGAAUGGAUCUUCCUUCAGUGACUUAGGAUCAGCCAAGCUGGAACAGAGGCCACUCAGCCAGCCAGGGGGCGUCUCCACCAAUCCCUUCAUGACUGGAUCCUCAUCAAGCCCAUUUGCCUCCAAACCUCCCACCACCAACCCUUUCUUGUAGCACUGUGUCCUGGGGGGCGGUGGCGGUGGCUCUUCCCUGCUCUCUGGGACCCUUCUACUCCCUGCAGCUCUGGUGACCACUUGCCUGUGGCAUUUCUGAGGGUCUGAGACCAGAGUGGGCCUUGUUGUGCGGGGUAGGGGUCUUGGAGAUGGAGGUGCUAAUGCUUUGCUUGGAGCUUGCAUAUAAAAGGCAGCUUCCUCCCUUCUUCCUUCCAGCCCCCACCCAGGCAGGAGGCCUAGGAGAGAAGGCAGGGCCUGGCUUAGAGGAGCAAUAGUGUUUUAUUUCUCAAAUUAUUCAUUACAAUGACAGUAAUCCCCCUCCUCUCCUGCCCUCAGCAUACACAGUGCUCCCUUAGUUCCCAACCCCGUGGGCAGAGGAAGCUGUGGGCAAAGGCCGACCAGGUUGCCCUGGGGGAACUCGGCGCCAUGUCCAGCUCUCCACACUGUUCUCGUGGACAGCAGCACGGGGGGGGGGGGGAGAGCACAGUAAAGGUGGCUGAGGUGUGGUGCUGACGUGGGAUAGUGAUCGGACAGGCUGAGAAGGCGCUGGGGCCCUGGCUUGGGCCAGCACACCCCUUUCUCCAUGGUUUUUGCUUCCCUAGCUCUCUCCCUCACCCUGGACACUCAGAAUGACUAGUUUUACCUACAUACUUAGACAUGUCCAACUCCUGUCAAGCACUUUAGUUAGUUGUGGUGUCAUGUUUGGAUACCAGUGUUUUAUAUUUAUAUAGAGAGAAUUUUCUAAUAUAGCCUAUUAUAUAUAUAUAUAUACACAGAGAGAGAUAUAUAUAUACACACAAGCAGCCAUUCUCCCUCUCCCAGACAGCUCUUUUACAUGGGGAAUGGGAUGGAUCCCCAUCUGUGCCUCAACCAGCAAAGCCAGAGCUCCGGAGGGUAGGGGGAGGGCAGCCACAUGUGAGCACCCCAGAGCCUGGGCUUUUCCAGGGAAAGGCUUUGUGCAAUUGGCUACCUUUUUCCUUUCUUUUUUCCAUGUACCUCCCUGGCCCCCAAAUCUCUGCACCAAAGCUGUUAAUAGGCAAUGUUGGAAAAGAACAUUUCAUUUGAAAGAAAAAGAAAAUGGCACUCGG
Molecule: messenger RNA, 2717 nt
Organism: Eptesicus fuscus (big brown bat)
Lineage: Eukaryota; Metazoa; Chordata; Mammalia; Chiroptera; Vespertilionidae
Gene: AGFG2
Product: ArfGAP with FG repeats 2
Exons: 13
Coding region: 158-1630 (490 amino acids)
Molecular function (GO): GTPase activator activity
Source: RefSeq, a predicted model, not a curated record